GUCUUGCCCAGUCAGAGAAGCCAAACAUCUGGCGUGUGGUCAUAACGUUACAAAAAAAAAAAAACCUUCGCAAUAUUGAAUGACCUUCCGUCCAUAAUUACGGCUAUUAUUAUUGACAGUCAUCGCUUUUCUCGACCAGAGUUCAGGUCCAAGGUGAAGGUCACAGGGCCGAUCAGCUGUCAAAGGGCACGUCUUACUCACAUCUGAGUCGUCUUGUUGUGUGGCGGCGGCGUGAAGAUUAUCUCUCUCUCUCUCUCCAGCUGAGGGUCAUAGUUCAGCCACACCAUACCACACCACACCACACCACACCACACCACACCACUCGGUGAUUGCGUGUGUGUAUUGUUGUUGUUGUCGUUGGUGUUCAUUCGUCAAAGGCGAAAGCGCCGCAGUUGCAGCUUUGGAGAACGAUAGUGUGUUGUGGCAUUGUGUUGUGACAGUGACAGUGUGUGUGGUGACGUCAAGAUUGUGUUGAGAGUUCACCCUCCAGCCAGCAACUGAGAAAUUUCUUCCACAAGCUUACAAGGGUUUCGCAGUUCAGACAGAACCUGUGUCCGCACUCCAACUUCAAACCAUGCAGGCGAAUAACGAAAACAACCAGGCGAGAGUCCGCCACCGGCAGAACGCCACCCCCAGCACGUCCAAUCUCCUGUACCGACUCAUCAUGAACGGCGUGCACUUCGUCCUCCGCUUCUACAUCACGUGCCUGCUCAUCGCCUACGACUGGGCCGUGCGCGUCAUCCGAGGCUUCACCACGCCCUUCGAGCCCGUCAUGAAAGAAGUUCGCAAAGUCCCCAAAAAGGACAUAAGUGUGGAGGGAAUCUUCUACCAGGUGCUGCGUCUGCAGUUCCUUAUGGUGCUGUACGUGUCGCCCUUUGCCAUCGGCGCCGCUCGUUACCUCAGCCAGCCCUUCUUCUGGGUCAAAGACUGGAUGGUGGACUACGUGAGGUACGACGAGGAGGCGAGGCAGGAGAAAGAUCCCACGAUUCUGAAGGAGGGUUAAUUGAGACCAGACACAGACACGGACACAGACACUCCACAAGCCCCCAUCCCCCUUCUACCCAUAUCCCC
Messenger RNA from Aplysia californica (California sea hare), 1071 nucleotides. RefSeq lists its product as uncharacterized. The record is from RefSeq and is a predicted model, not a curated record. Lineage: Eukaryota; Metazoa; Mollusca; Gastropoda; Aplysiida; Aplysiidae.